Anisakis simplex (herring worm) is the source of this 492-nucleotide messenger RNA. The record is from the annotation of a GenBank genome assembly. Lineage: Eukaryota; Metazoa; Nematoda; Chromadorea; Rhabditida; Anisakidae.
GCCAAACAAUGGCAGAAGAUAGCAGCGCCACGUAAAUUUCCCGAAGUGUGCGAAUCGCAAUUCGGCAUCCGUCCUCAUGCAGCUGUUUGCGCACGUGGCCCUCACCUUACCAUGAUCCAAAGCCUUAGCUCAAGCUUAACGCCAAGUUCAGCUGUGCCUCAAGCGAUCUGUCUUCGUCCGUCAUUCAUCAGGUGUUCUUCUGCCUCCUCCUCAUCCUCGUCUUCUUCUUCUUCGUCCUCUUCUGCUAAAUUUUCACUUUCAACGUCUUCAACAUCCCGACCAACCAGCACCACCACCACUCGUCAUCUGUAUCGUCGUUGCCAUUUCUGUACGACGACUACAUUUUAUCUGAUUGUGCUGAUCGCUCUGCUACCACGACCACCAAUCAGUAGUGCACUGAAAGCAGCGCUUAGCAAUCCGACUCGAAAUCGUUUCACGGACGCUGAAAUUGAUUUAAUUCGAAGGAGUUUCUUGAGAAAGUUAGUUAGUUAG